ACCUCAUCGCAUUUUCUGCUGCGGCAAACACCGGCUUCAUAACAAGGACCACAAAGACGAACUCGGAUGUCUACGGCCUCCGCUUUCUCCAUGGCAUGAGGUUACUCAGCUUGGUCUGGAUCAUGCUGGGGCACUCGUACGGCACCAUUUCGGACACACUGUCCGGCAUGGCCAACAACAUUGGGUAUUUCGAGAGAUGGGAAAACAUGAUCGUGACCGGGGGCUACCUCAGCGUUGACACGUUCUUCUUUCUGAGUGGUUUUCUGAUGUGCUACACAAUCGCCAAGCAAAGAGCAAGUGGAUGGAUAAUAUUUCUUCUGGCUACGAUCCGCAGAUUCAUCAGGUCAACGACACCGGUCUUCUUUAUGAUUAUGUGCAUGUACCUGCUGCCCGCAAUAACGUCUGGACCGGACGCAAAAAGUUUCUUUGACAAGUUUUACUACGAAGUCAACAACCACUGGUGGGACUUGCUGCUUCAAAUACGGAAUUUCCGCGGGGAAAUCACUUUCUCUGUGCUGCCACAUAUCUGGUACCUGUCUGCCGAUUACCAACUUUUCCUUGUUUCCCUGGUGAUCGUCCUGCUGUUAAAAAACCGCCACAGAUGUGCCAUCGGAGCCUUCGUCCUCCUCUCCCUUCUGAGCUGUUCACUGGCUACGUGGCAAGUGGCCGGCACACACAUGAAUCCGUUCAUGGUGGCCAUGACCGAGACCGUACCAAUGCUAAUGGAUACCAUGAACAACUAUUAUGUCCUGCCUUUCUACCACGCCGUCGCCUAUUUUUCUGGAUGCAUCACAUAUUUUCUCAUGAACGAGUACAAGGAGCGGCCUCUUUCGAAGGCAUUACAGGUCAUCGCCUGGUGCGUGUCGCUGGCAGCCGGCUUGUGCUGCCUGUUCAUGAAGAUCGGUUGGUACCAGCAGCGGAAUCCAACUUCAGAGUCCGGGAAGCUGUUCGCAGCCUUCUUCGACCGCAUUCUCUGGUCGCUGUGCGUGUCGUGGAUUACGUUUGCCUGCUCGACGGCCAGAGGAGACCAGCUCGUGGACUAG
Dermacentor andersoni is the source of this 1043-nucleotide messenger RNA. Lineage: Eukaryota; Metazoa; Arthropoda; Arachnida; Ixodida; Ixodidae. The record is from RefSeq and is a predicted model, not a curated record.